Messenger RNA from Camelina sativa (false flax), 712 nucleotides. Its product is annotated as autophagy-related protein 8c. NCBI's taxonomy places the organism in Eukaryota, Viridiplantae, Streptophyta, Magnoliopsida, Brassicales, Brassicaceae. The record is from RefSeq and is a predicted model, not a curated record.
CGGAAGUUCCUAAACUCGGGAAGAAAGUUUCAGACUUUGAGAGUUUCGUGCAGAGUGAGAUUACAAAUCUUGAAACCCUUAAUUCAGUUUUCUUCACGAAACCCCAACAAUAUCGCGCCUUGAUCCUUUCUCCUUUCUACUACAUUCGAUUCUCUCCUCAUCACUCAAACCAAAAGCCCUAAUCUUUGGAAUUGGAUUCUUAAUCCACCAUGGCUAAUAGCUCUUUUAAGUUGGAACACCCACUGGAGAGGAGACAAAUUGAAGCUUCUCGCAUCAGGGACAAGUAUCCAGACAGGAUUCCAGUGAUUGUAGAGAGAGCUGAAAGAAGUGAUGUUCCUAACAUCGACAAGAAAAAGUACCUUGUUCCGGCUGAUCUUACUGUGGGGCAGUUUGUGUAUGUUGUCCGUAAACGAAUCAAGCUGAGUGCCGAAAAGGCGAUCUUUGUCUUUGUGAAGAACACAUUGCCUCCAACUGCUGCAAUGAUGUCUUCAAUCUAUGAUGAGAACAAAGACGAAGAUGGGUUUCUCUACAUGACUUACAGUGGAGAGAACACCUUUGGUUUGGUUUAAAUGUGUCAACUAGUACUUAUACAACAUUUGUGUUCUGUAUAGAUUUUACUCUUUUAUGACUAUGAAUGUACUUUAUGCUGCUUUGGACUGAUUUAUGUAAAUGUUACUUUGAGAUAUAUUUUAUGUAGUUUGGGUUUUACUUA